AUGUCGCGUCCGUCCCCGACGCGGGUCUCCUUCGCGUCCGUCACCCACAACAACCUCGGCACUGUCCGAAAGCUCAACUCCGUGCUCUUCCCGAUCAAGUACAGCGAAAAGUUCUACAAUGACAUCGUCCUGCCCGAGGUAGAGGACUUUUGCCAACUCGUGUACUACAAUGACAUUCCGAUUGGGACCAUGUGCUGCCGCAUGGAGACUCAGGGAGAAGAGACGAAGCUCUACCUCAUGACCCUCGCAGUCCUCGCGCCAUACCGGUCGCGAGGGAUCGGCGCCCGUAGCCUGCAGCAGCUCGUGGACUCGGCCGCGGCGUACACGCCGCGCAAGAUCACGUCGAUCUACCUCCAUGUGCAGGUGUCGAACGAUGACGCGAAGCGGUUCUACGAACGCCACGGCUUCAAGGAGGUCGGCUUGUACACAAACUACUACAAGAAGAUCACGCCCCACGACGCGUGGAUCCUCCAGCGGGAGAUCGAGCCGGCGGCAAAGCCCGCAGAUUCCAAGUGA
Epithele typhae is the source of this 516-nucleotide messenger RNA. Its product is annotated as acyl-CoA N-acyltransferase. Bases 1 to 516 code for a protein of 171 amino acids. Lineage: Eukaryota; Fungi; Basidiomycota; Agaricomycetes; Polyporales; Epitheliaceae. Gene Ontology annotation, biological process: mitotic sister chromatid cohesion. The transcript is spliced from 4 exons. The record is from RefSeq and is a predicted model, not a curated record. Gene Ontology annotation, molecular function: acyltransferase activity, transferring groups other than amino-acyl groups. Gene Ontology annotation, cellular component: NatA complex.